Salvelinus fontinalis (brook trout) is the source of this 512-nucleotide messenger RNA. RefSeq names its product MICOS complex subunit MIC10-like. The coding region runs from base 52 to 279 and encodes 75 amino acids. The transcript has 4 exons. The record is from RefSeq and is a predicted model, not a curated record. NCBI's taxonomy places the organism in Eukaryota, Metazoa, Chordata, Actinopteri, Salmoniformes, Salmonidae. Gene Ontology annotation, cellular component: mitochondrial inner membrane; mitochondrion; MICOS complex.
CAUGACCCAAAUAUCGCGAUUUUUGAAGAUGUGAGUCAGAAGCUGAAAACAAUGGCAAAUGAACACGAACAGAAGUGGGACCGAUGCCUAGCUGAUAGCGCUGUGAAGAUAGCGACCGGCCUUGGCGUGGGGAUUGUGUUCUCAGUCCUCUUCUUCAAACGGCGCACUUGGCCAGUGGCAUUUGGAUCAGGUGUGGGGCUGGGCAUGGGCUACUCCAACUGCCAGCAGGACUUCAGGUCACUUUACCAGCUCCAUGGUCACAGGGUAAAGGAACAGUAGAAGACUGAGGAGAGUUGGCUGAUGUAGAAGUUGUCUCGUCCUCAUUAUUUUGCUGCUUGUUUUUAUUUUAUUUUGCUGCUUGUCUCCCUGCCACCCAAUGUAUUUACUGUGUGAGUCUCACAGGACAGUCGUGUAUUUUUGUGUAUAUAUAAGUAAUGAAUCAUUUGACAGAAAAUUCCUGAUUUACUUCUGUCUUGUAUCUGUGUGAAUAAAGUUUGAAUGCUAACAAAGAA